GACAUUUCCUUGAACAUAGUACAUAUAAACGUUAUGUUCUUAAAAAGGCAUUGAAAAUAUGGAAACAAUUAGGCAAUAAAUUUGUUGAAUCUGCUGAUAUAUUAACUAAUUGGUGGAUGUCCGUCGAACUUAAAAAGAAUGAAGACCACAUAAAGACCCUUGCUAUACGAAUACAUUCUAUUUCUCCUCAUAAUACCGCAUGUGAACUAAAAAAUGCUAAAUCUGAACUUAACUAUAUAGAUCAAAAUUUUCACAAAGAGAGUUUUUUAUCAAUUUUCAAUAAAAUUGCAAGCUCAAUAGAAAAUGGCACCAAUUUGUUUGAUAGUGAUUCUGUUUCUUUGGAAGAACUUGUUGAAGAUACGGAAGAUAUGGAAGAGUCUUCUGAGGAAAUAAAUGAUUUUGUUGGCAAAAAUUUAUUAAAUUUAAAAAUUGGAAAUUUAAUAUCAUUAUCUUUCAAGCUAGAGUUUAACGAACUAUUAAAUGAAGAAGUUGUGCAUGAUGAUAAAAACUUCAAUGUAAAUGAUUUGAUUAAUGACUCAGACUAA
Messenger RNA from Racocetra persica, 545 nucleotides. NCBI's taxonomy places the organism in Eukaryota, Fungi, Glomeromycota, Glomeromycetes, Diversisporales, Gigasporaceae. The record is from the annotation of a GenBank genome assembly.